Megalopta genalis is the source of this 5163-nucleotide messenger RNA. RefSeq names its product bestrophin-4. Lineage: Eukaryota; Metazoa; Arthropoda; Insecta; Hymenoptera; Halictidae. The record is from RefSeq and is a predicted model, not a curated record. Gene Ontology annotation, molecular function: chloride channel activity.
CUCGCUCGGCGGAAGACAGCGCAGCUGCGGGUUCGCGCGGACUCUUUGUCCACGGUUUGCUCGUGAAUCGUGCACGCUGCCCGAGGGACUCGAGAGUGGCCGGACUGUGGCCGGAGCGUGCUCGUACGGUUCUGUGAAACAAAGUCCCCGAGGCCAGCCGAGGAUCUGAGAGGACUCGUUCCGGGCCUCGGUGUGUUUGCCUUUGUCACGCGGUCUGGAUUCGAAGCCUGCCGUUCCAGCACGCCUUGCGACGGUCGCUGCCCGUUUUUAGGAGGUUUUCAGAAACUUCUCGCAGCUCCGGACUCGUCUGAUCGAUAGGGCUCUCGCGAUCUCAGCAUCGCGGGCUCACCUGAUCGAAGCGGACAGAUCCACCUGUGGAGUAGUGGCUCGAGACGGAAACGGACGAGUGGUUCGCGCGAACAAGCCUCCAGCAAGAAAAAAAGAUAAAGAGAGAGAGAGAGAGGACAGAACGAGCACGUUUGUGAAUUAUCAUAUCGAGCGGCCAGAUGGAAAACAGCGAUGGCAAUUCAUCCGUGUGGAAACGGAAGCUAGCGCGAGCCGUUAAUUAGAGUCCAGUGGCGUGGUAACGUCUGUGUCACGGUUCGCAGCGAAGACCGUGGGCCGCAAGGUCGUGAUUACUCAUCAAAAUAUUUUGACCCGCUCCAUUGAUCGAGGAUCGCGACUCGAUAUCGGCAGCUCCUCGAAGGUCGCGAGCCAAAGUCGCGUUCGUCUCAGUCGUCGCAGGAUCGAGGCGGCGAACGGUUCGUUGCGCAAUCAUCGGUCCGCGUGCAAAGAACUUGUGCCUCGAGGAUGACCUUGGCGCUGUUGGCCUCGUUGCUGCUGCCUGUGCGUGUCUCGUCCAGAGAGAAGUGCUCGCUGAUAAGGCCGAGCUUGGAUUAAUUAGUGUCUGGCCGCGAUCGCGCGCUCCGGAGCCGAGAUCGGUGCUCGGAGUCGAGUGGAACGCCGAGUCCUGGAGCCGAGCAGCCGUCGAAGGGGAUGCGGCAGACGACCGGGAACAGAUGACUCCUGCGAGGAGCGUUGCUGACGGGAUCUGAGGCCGACCAGCCAGAGCAGACAGCCGAGCCAGAUUUCGUCGUUCCACGAGCGGUUACUCGUCCCAGCAACGAGAGAUGACGGUCACUUACACCGCCGAAGUCGCUACCUGCAAAGGUCUCGGUUGCUUUCUAAAAUUACUCCUAAGAUGGCGCGCGAGCAUAUACAAGCUCGUCUGGCUAGACCUGGCCCUGUUCCUCUUUAUCUACUACUCGCUGUCGACCAUCUAUCGGUUGUUGCUCGACGACGGCCAGAAGAAGAUCUUCGAGGCGGUGGUGGCCUACUGCAACGAGUACAGCGACCUGAUACCGCUGUCGUUCGUCCUUGGCUUCUACGUUAGCAUCGUCAUGACUAGAUGGUGGAAUCAAUACAUGGUGAUACCGUGGCCAGAUUCGAUCGCGGUCUUCGUGUCGGCGACUAUUCACGGGAACGACGAGAGAGGUCGAUUGAUGCGGCGAACUAUCGUCAGAUACGUGUGCGUGUGUUUGACACUGGUGCUGGCGAUGGUCUCGCCGCGCGUGAAAAAGCGAUUCCCGACGCUGGAGCACUUCGUGGACACGGGUCUGUUGCUGGAGAACGAGCUGGUGAUCUUCCAGAGCCUGAACGAUAAAUUCCCGAAGCCGAGCAAGCACUGGCUGCCGAUCGUAUGGGCGUCGAGCAUCGUGACUCGCGCGAGGAAAGAGGGCCGGAUCCGCGACGAUUUCGCCGUCAAGACGCUGAUAGACGAGCUGAACAAGUUUCGCGGUCUCUGCGGCAGCCUGAUGCACUACGACACCAUCAGCGUACCGUUGGUUUACACGCAGGUGGUGACCUUGGCGGUGUACACGUACUUUCUCACGAGCGUGAUGGGCCGGCAAUGGGUGCAGAACUCUAAAACUUCGACCAUCGAUCUCUAUUUCCCGGUGUUCACCACUCUGCAGUUCUUUUUCUACAUGGGCUGGCUCAAGGUCGCCGAGACCCUGAUCAACCCGUUCGGCGAGGACGACGACGACUUCGAAGUCAACUGGAUCAUCGACAGGAAUCUGCAAGUGAGCUACCUGAUCGUCGACGAGAUGCACCACGAUCAUCCAGAGCUGAUCCGCGAUCAGUAUUGGGACGAUAUCUUCCCAACCGAGCUUCCGUACACGGCCGCGGCCCAGGCAUUCCGCGAGGAGCAUCCGCAGCCUUCGACGGCCGGGAUCCAGUUAUCAGCGGCGCAACAAGAACUCCAACCGUCUUCUGUCAGGAUCGACGAAAUGGCAGCGGACUAUCAGCAAAAGUUUCGGCCGGAAAUGAGCGACGACGCCGCGUCCGGCAUACACUUCACGGCGAAGGGAAAAAUGUCAAGGAGCUGUACCGAGAGCGGCAAGAUAGCGAGGAGCGCGAGUCGUGUGAGCAACCGAGACCGCACCUUGAGCGGCGGUUCGACGCCUAGCAACCUGGGUGGCUCUCUCACGAGGGUGAACAGCGUGACCAGCGUGCUGAAGAGGCUCUUCAGCAAGGAGGACAGACCCGAUGGUGGGAUGACCAGUGGCACCAAAACUCCGGGAAGAAUGGCUGCGUCCAGUUCCGCCGCCUCUUUGCAGAACCGUGCAAUCGUUGGAGGUGGCUCGAUGAGGAUAGGCGUGAUCAAGGAGGAGGCGGACGAGCAGAUGACCUUGACUUCGAUGAAGUCGGACAAGAGGCCCCACGUGCAGAGUAUAUUCGCAGCUGGACCACCGCCACCCAGUGCUCCGAUGUCCGUGCCCGGUUCCGAGCACUCCAGAAACGGGGAGAUAUUCUCUUGCAGUGCUCCUGUGACCGGCUUAGCAGGAAGUAACGGGGAUGGGAAUGGUGGCGUCAUUGAUGGGAGGUACGCGGCAAGAUCAAGGGCAGAGCGGACGUCGCAGUCGGCGCGAUCCAGCGUGGCCUUCGACACAGGAGUGAGCUUCGCUGGCAGCGGGGUCGCGGACGAUAUGAUCAGCACCCGAAGUUCUUCUUGCACCAGCGUCAACUCGGACGACGAGUUCACGAAGCUGAAGACGGAAAGAAAGAAGCAGAGGCGGGACAGGGUGGUCCGGAGGCUGGCCAGGAGCACCAGCGGCCAUACUAAUCUGCUCGGGGACCAAUCUCGAAGCGUGUUGGACACGGAGCAGCUGUUGCUGUCGGAAUUGGUGAACACUUCGCGAUUGUCGAUGUCGGCGAGCGACAGAGACGAGAAGGUCGACACCGACCGGCUUUAACAGUCCUACCGGUGGCUCUUCUUCGAGGUUUGACUCUCGCCCGGAACACAGCUGCGGGGCCUGAAACGGUGAUAUUUAUUUAGCAGACUAUCGACCGGUCGCACGGUCGAGCGAAAGUAAAACAGAACCUUGACGUCGGAACAAACGAUUGUUAGUGUACAUACGAACUUUUUACUAGAAUGCUCGGCGAACACACGAACCAGAGAUAAAUCGACGACGGUCGACAAUGGUCGAAGCUUCGCCGAAGAAGCUUCGACGCGUUUCGUCGACCGAAAAAUGACGCUGCAUUCGUCGGUGGGAAUUGUGGAUCAAGAAACGGGGCGAUGCGAAUCGCGCGAGCCCGCCCUUGGUAUCAGAUUUUUACACGCAUAGACAGUCUUUUUUACACUUUGGUAAAGUCGGGGAUCGUUGUUCCCCGUGCAACGGUUUCCCGAGUAAGUGUUCCGGAAAUUAUUGCACGCGCUGUUCGAAGACCGCGCUCGCGUAUCGCGCGGCGAUCGUCGUCGCAGCGGCAUACUCUUGUAAAUAUGUACCGGUAUACCUAUCACACGAAACUCUACGUAUCUCUAGAAUGACAAUAAUUGCGCGAACAUUGUCACCGAACGUCGACCUGCGUGAAUCCAGUUUUAUACAUCGACGCGUACGAUCGGCAAGCGUAGCUAUUUCCGGGCUGCGGAUUUCCUGUAUCCAUCGCGACGACGGAUAGUCGAGGCUUUUGAAAAUAAAGGGAUUGCCAAGAUUUAAGAACUUCGACGUAUUAUUAUCAAAAAUGUUCUAUUCUACUCUGGUUUCCUGCGACGGGGAUCCGCAGUUCGUUAGAAUCGAAAUUCGGGAGCCGCCUUCCCGAUUAGAGGCCUACGUUCCUCGUCGUUCGCAUUCGAUCGGUGCAGAGAAUGCGAAUGACGUAGCUGUAGGGAGUAGCGUAAUUUCUUCGUAAUAGCAGUAGACUUUUUCCUCACUCGCCCCCGUCGUCCCCGUCCCCGAGAUAUCUCGUGCGAGCGAGAACCGCGCGAAGCUUACAUCGAAUUUGCAACCGCUGAAAAGUAUAUGAACAGUGCCUGCCUCGUGCCUAUCUGUUGUCCAGCUGAGAAAUCGGCAUUUCGAUGUUACUUUGAUCGUGGGACAGCCUCGCUUAACGGUAUAAUUGCGCUCUCCAUUCGUUCUACAGCAACGCGUUUCCGUGCACGCACAUUCCAAGAAUCGUGAAAUGAUUUAUGGUCGGUGACGAAAUCGAGAAAACGAUCGCAUCCGUUGCGAGAGUCCAAGGAACGUGUCUCGCGACGCUCGGUAUCGGGAUCGAUCGACGAAGGUCGCGAGGAUUCCGAAACGAUCGGCAGACCGUCCCGAGCACUGUGCCACCUAACAUAAUCGACACUCGUUACCUUUGUGCGAGGACGGUUCGCCAUUCGUUUCGGGAUUACAUUCCAGCGAGAGCGAAUGGAUCCUACGUUGCUCAUGGUUCAGCGAUUCGUUCAACAGUAUUAUAGUAGCGAAACGCUUGUUCGGAAUGUCGCAGAAAAAUGUUGAUUUCGUCUAAAUAAAGGAGAGUGUCAGUUACAGAAAUUCUGGUGCAGUUGAAGAUGUUCAGUGUCGCGCACGAAAGCGUCUGCAAAAGCCGUGAAAGUGGUUUUUUAAAAGACAAAUUAUCGUUUGUUUUUGCUGUCAGGUUAACCUAUUUAUCUUUAUUUUAUUUUAUAUCGUUACCUUUUUAGCUUCGCGGCUUUUCUAGUACUUUCUUGAGCAUUGUUUAUUACACCCUACAUUCUUGUCCUAUAAUAAUAAUAAUAAUAAUAAUAAUAAUAAUAAUAAUAAUAAUAACAAUAAUAAUAACAAGUAGAGAAGGAUAUUGUCUUUACUGAAUAUAACAAGAUAAUGGAAAUAUGAAAAUAAAGCUGAACGAUGUUAUAUA